UUUCGUGUCAUAACACUGUCAUAAUGCCACUCAAACUUGUGCCUCGCAUUUUGUCACCGGAUUUGCUCUUUGUCUUGAGCAGUAUGGGUCAUGGGGACGAAAUUGUAUUAGCGGAUGCUAACUUCCCAACAAGCUCAGUGUGCACCAAUGGCCCAAAGGAGGUUCGAGCAGACGGACACACCAUUCCAGACUUGUUGGCAGGAAUUUUGCAGUUGCUUCCCUUGGACACUUAUGUACCCCAACCUGUUGCUCUCAUGGACUUAGUGCCUGGUGAUAAGGAAAGAGGCCUGAAGACUCCAGUCUGGGAGAAGUAUAAACAACUGGUGAACCAGUCUGAAGGGAAAGAUAUUUCAAUUGAACUCGUGGAGAGAUUUGCAUUUUAUGAAAGGGCCAAAAAAGCAUAUGCUGUCGUGCACACUGGGGAGACUGCGUUGUAUGGCAACAUCAUUUUGAAGAAGGGGGUUAUUCCAUGAGAGCUGCAGAACUCCAUCAAUAGAACAAAGGAGAUUAUUCCAUGAGAUAACCCAUGUGCAGAAUUCCAAAGCAUUCCAAAUAAGGGAGUUAAUCCAUGAGAUCACUCAAGAUUGCAAACACAUAAAUAUUUGUUUUGUAGGAUUUACAAUCAUUUUUGAACUCCUAUAUAUUUACAUAAUUUUCAGAAAGGGCUACUUUUCAUCUGUUUCAGAUAUUGGGGUUAUCCACAAGUACAUUCAGAAUUAAUAAAUUAAUAUACUAAUACAA
This is a messenger RNA of Liolophura sinensis, 741 nucleotides long. Its product is annotated as fucose mutarotase-like. Lineage: Eukaryota; Metazoa; Mollusca; Polyplacophora; Chitonida; Chitonidae. Gene Ontology annotation, molecular function: fucose binding; racemase and epimerase activity, acting on carbohydrates and derivatives. The record is from RefSeq and is a predicted model, not a curated record. The transcript has 6 exons. Bases 24 to 473 code for a protein of 149 amino acids. Gene Ontology annotation, biological process: fucose metabolic process.